AUGUCCACAACCAAUUUCGCCUUGGAUUUUGAUAAGAGCGAUAUGUAUAAGAAUCCCGAUAAGUUCAAUCUGAACACGCACCCUCUCGAUUUCCACGACAAUAUUGGAUCGUACUCUGCAGAACAAGACAAGUCUGCUACCACUACAAUGGAUACCACUCUUCCUUCGAUUUCAAUCCAACCAAUGGACAUCCUCCCCGAGAACAUAUCUCCAUCCCCGUCAAAAGAGGCAGUUGAUGCAGCAAAGGAAAUGGAGAAACCAGAAUUGGAACCUCUCGAGAACGAAAUUCCCUCGCUGCCAAAAGCGCCAAUCGAUUCAGCAAUGGAGAUAUGUGACGUGAAAAUCGAAGAACAUCCACACGAAAAAGAAUCUGCUGAGCCCCAACCCAAAGUAGAUGGGCAUGUGGGUGAAGAGCCAACAGCCCAACCCACGCAGAAGCAAUCACAGUCUCCACCUAACAAAUCCAUCGACUCCUUCCCGCCUAGCAACAUGUCAAAUCAAGAAGACAUUAUGGCCACAACUUAUCAGGAAUAUUUAGAUCAGGCUGCGAAGCCAUACUCGGAUAUCAUCUUCGAAAGCACUCUGCACCCUCAUGGCACCAUUGUGGCAGAUCAGACUUAUGAAAAUAUUCACCAACCUUGGGGUCAACCGUGGGAUCCGAACCCAACAACAGAUCCUGGUGUACGAUUAGAUGGUUAUGCAAAACUGAUUUUUGAUGAUAGCGAAUUCUACAUGACUACACAUCAAGUGAUCAUUGGUCGCGAUGUGGGUGCAUAUAAUAACAUGAGGAGAUACGAGAUAGAGCAAGCACAGAUUGAGCAGGCCUGGAAUACAUCCGAUUUCAGCGUUCGACCAACGGUCAAGAUAGAAAACCGUUCUGCUGGUAUCGUGGAUCCUUGGAUAACGUUGCAACCAGAAAACCGGCGAAGCCGCAAAGAAAGGAAGCGCAAGAACUCAGAGUCUGGCAAUCCUUUAUCACACAGUGGCUCUGUACAUAGUUCAAAUCCCGCUUCCUUCCUGCCCUUACAAUUCGGAAAUACGCCGAAGCAAAAUCUUGAUCCCGAUAGUUGCCCCGUCAUCUAUGUACACCCCCCUUUCGAUAAAGGUAUUGCAGGCUUUAAAGCUAUAUCCAGAGAACAUGUUAAAAUCUUCUAUGAUAACCACCAUGAUAAUUUCCAAGUAGAGUUUCUUGGCAGGAACGGAGGAUUCGUGGACGGUGUAUUCUACGAACACAAGCAGAUAGCAACGUUGAAGAGUGGUAGUAAAUUACAGAUGGGUUUUAUCUACGUCAGGUUCAUGUUACCAGAUGUCGUAAUCGAUGACGCAGGAUUCGAGUAUCCAGAAGGAGCCGAACUAUUCCAAGAUGGAGAGGGGCUACCAACGUACUUGGGACCAGUUUACUCGGAAGGGGGUAAGGAGAUGAGUCUUAGCUUUGAUGACCCACCACGAGCCGGCGACCAGAUGUCCACCGACAAUGAUGAAUGCUCUACAGAUGAUGGAAACCUAUUUGUUGGUGACGAAAAUAGCGAUAAUGAAGACCAAAGAGCGGAUUACGAUACAUCUCUACGAUCUGAAAGUCUCGAUAAUAUUGUCCCACAUGGAUCACAGAAUGACGAGGAACAAGGCACCCAGGAACCAGAAUCUCCGGCUAACAGUCCAACCGACACAAGCCCGAAACCCGCAAAGAAACGUGGACCAGGGCGACCACCUAAGAAUGGUUUCAUGUCUAAACGCGAACAACAAAUUGCCAAGAAAGAAGCAUUGGAGAGAGAGAGAAUUCAAGAGGAAGAACGGGCCCAGGAAGAGCAGAAAGUUCAAGUGCCAAAUCAAACAACAGCCUCAAAAACUGUACCUGGAAAGAACAAAGUUGGAAGACCAAGGAAGCAUCCCCGACCAGAUGUCUCGGAAGAAGGGCCGCCACGACAAAAACGCAAAUACACCAAGAGACAAUCGGGUCCCAAGGAACCUGAGGAUCGUGAUGAGGACAAAUUUGAUUUUGAUGGUAAUUGCAUACAGACCAAAAGUGGAAGCUCAAGGAAGGUCGCCUAUGUUUUGAAGGAAGUCACCCACAAAAAAGAGGACUGUACUGUAGAUCAACUUACAAAGCCACCAACGAAUUAUUUGCAGACUAUUUGGGAGCUACUACGCGAUGCAGAUCAACCUUUGUGUCUUCCACAGAUUUAUAACGAGAUGGAGGUCAAGUAUCCCUAUUAUGCGUUUCAAGAGUCAAAAGGAUGGCAGAGUAGCGUCCGGCACAAUUUAGGACAGCAUGAGUGUUUUGAGCGGACGAAGCGCGCUGGUAAAGGCUGGGCUUGGUGUAUAAGACCAGGGAUGACCUACCUAAAGGAGAAGAAGAAGAAAGCACCUUCACCUCCAGUUGCAGGUGUUAAUCAACCAAUAUAUCAAGCUGGCCAUUCAGUUCCGGGCUACGGUCCUAAUCAAAUGCAGCCCCCGGCUGGAUAUAUGUUGAAUCCUCAAUUAUAUCAUCACCAGAUGCACCCACAUCCACAGAAUGAGUACCCACAAUACCUGCAGGGUCAGCCUUACGUGGGUCCAAGUCAUCACUACACGCCUUAUCCUGCGCAGGGCUAUGCUCCACCUCACGCUAUUCAGCCACCUUUCAUUCCUCCAAUGGCACCCCAGUUGGCACCUACUGCACCGGUGUCUUAUAGUUCUCCAUAUGCUCCGAAACCGCCUGCUUCCACAACACAAUCUCAUGGUACUCAGCAACAGCAGCAGCUUCCACCGCAACAAGCUCAGCAGCAGCAGCAGCCUCAACAGCAAAAUCCGCAGCGGUCUCCCUACCAAGCACAAGGAGCAUCACAACCACCAAUUACGUCUCAACCAAUAACGCUACCACAGCAACAACAGCCACAAUCAUCAGCUGGCAACCAAAGUCAAACAGCCCCUCAGGCUGCACCUCAAGCUGCAUCAGUCCCCGUUCACCAGAAGAGAGUUAUCCCUCCUAACCUAGUUGCUGCGGUAACGGGGUACCGCAAUCACGUUGUCAACUUAAUGCGACAAAGAGCACCCCAAAAUGAUGCUGAAGCGCUUGUGGACAAGGCCAUAAAACGGGUUUAUGAUGGCACGGAGGAAGAUCGUUCUCUUGACAGUACUGAGCAUGAAAUGAAACUUAUCAACGGUGUACUUAACGUACUUAAAUUACCACUCGUUCCUCGUCAACCUUCUGCCAACGCGUCUAACCGUACCCAACAACAACAUUCUGCGCCUCAACAACCUUUCCAACCGUCGGUCAGUCAAAACAAACCACAAGUCAACACAUCUCAACAGCCUGGAAAAGCUUCUGGAUCAGACAUUCCAAAACAGACGACGAUCAUGCGCCCAUCAUUUUAUGGAAACAACCAAAAUCAACCUGGUGGCCCUUCUGUGCCCAGACCACCAUUGAUGACACCAGCUUUACCACGAAACAAUUCUGUGUCUGCCCAAAAUGGACCUGCCAGACCAAAUACAGCCUCAUCUUCUCCUGCAUCGACAAAUCCUUCAAACCCACCACCACAGGCUUCUACAUCUACCAACAAUAAGUCUGGUGGUGCCACGUCACCUGUUGUAAACACUGUCAAUCAAACUAUCGCGCAGGCUGUUGAUCAGAAUGUGCCGAACCACGGACUCAAAGUAGGUGAAACUUUGACGGAGGCGGGUUUUGUACGAAGUUUCCCUCAGCCUCAAAUUUCCACUUGA
Molecule: messenger RNA, 3699 nt
Organism: Sclerotinia sclerotiorum 1980 UF-70
Lineage: Eukaryota; Fungi; Ascomycota; Leotiomycetes; Helotiales; Sclerotiniaceae
Exons: 1
Coding region: 1-3699 (1232 amino acids)
Biological process (GO): regulation of ribosomal protein gene transcription by RNA polymerase II
Cellular component (GO): nucleus
Molecular function (GO): sequence-specific DNA binding; DNA-binding transcription factor activity; protein binding
Source: RefSeq, a predicted model, not a curated record